Ceraceosorus bombacis is the source of this 1171-nucleotide messenger RNA. The record is from the annotation of a GenBank genome assembly. Lineage: Eukaryota; Fungi; Basidiomycota; Exobasidiomycetes; Ceraceosorales; Ceraceosoraceae.
AUGAGACACGCGCAUUCGUGUCUCGCUGUUGGCAGCUCGCUGUCGUGUGGUCUGCCAGCGACACCUCAGCCUCGGCGUGCGGACCAGCUUAUCAAGGUGCUGCCGGCUUUUGCCGAGUCUUCUUCCAGCGCGGCCCUGCGGCAAAGUCUGUGCAGAGCUCGCAUCGAGCGACGUCGACUGUUCCACUCCAGCUCAUUGUGCAGAGACUAUUACAAGACUCUCGAGGUUCCGAGAAAUGCCUCGACUCGUGACAUCAAAGCGCAAUUCUACCGAGUAAGUGUUGGCAGGGGUGCCAGGACCCAGGACCUCUCGCCCAAGUGGUGAUGCUCAGCUCCGAAGACCGGGCAACUCAUCUCACCCUGCCACCGCGCUCCUGCUUGCCUCAGCUUUCAAAAAAAUGGCACCCUGAUGUCAACAAAAAUGACGAGGGAGCGAAGAAAAAGUUUCAAGAGGUAUCCGAAGCCUGGACCACGCUAGGCAAUGAGCGGAGUCGGUGAGUGAAGACCUGGUCUAGGCCAAUGAAUGCAGUGCGGGGAAGCCGAGGGAGCAAGGCCGAGCUUUGAUGGUCUCCACCAGACUGGUUGCGUUGACGCGACCAAUGCUGCUCGUUAGGCGCGACUACGAUCGGCGCUCGUCGGAAGGCGCAGCUAGCAGCAGCGGUGGAAGCUCCUCAGGGCCAGGUUACUCCUACGACUCGUCGUCCAACACGCAGAGGCGAGCGAGAGCAACGUACGCCUGGGAGUACCAAAGGAGGAGCUCUUCUCCCAAAGCUUCUCGCUCUUCAGCCCACACCAACUACUCUCCGCAUGGCGCUUCUGCAGGAGCGACGUCGUCGGAAUAUGCUAGGGCCGCCUUCGGAGCUGGAACAGAAACGUCGGGCGCGUCGCAAGAAGCUCAAAGGGCCGCAUUCGACAGCAUGGUCAGAUCACAGAGGGCGAGGGAGGAGUUCGCGGCGAAGAGAGGCAGGCCCCAGGCGUAUUCUUCGUCAGCAGGCCACGGCAUGGCUCCAGAGACCGAGACGCAGAGAUCCAACCCUCUCAUCAAGUUUGCUCAGGUCGUGACGCUAUUCUUGGCUACUGCUUGGCUCGGCAGCAAGCUGGCUGCAGGGACGGGCUCUAGCACAAUCAAGGCAGAUGAAGGAGAUAGAAUUGUAGAAGAGGACACAUCAUAG